Acanthopagrus latus (yellowfin seabream) is the source of this 2869-nucleotide messenger RNA. RefSeq names its product interleukin 12 receptor subunit beta 1 (gene il12rb1). Gene Ontology annotation, molecular function: protein binding; cytokine receptor activity. The transcript is spliced from 16 exons. NCBI's taxonomy places the organism in Eukaryota, Metazoa, Chordata, Actinopteri, Spariformes, Sparidae. Gene Ontology annotation, cellular component: external side of plasma membrane. The record is from RefSeq and is a predicted model, not a curated record. Bases 307 to 2361 code for a protein of 684 amino acids. Gene Ontology annotation, biological process: cytokine-mediated signaling pathway.
CCACAGUCAGUUAUUUUUGAAUGUCAGCCUGACAGAACAAAGACAGUUGUAGGGAAACUGACUUUAAAAAGAAAGAAAGAAAGAAAAGAAAAGAAAUCAACAAAAUGACUUCAAAGAAGCCACUUUCAGAAUAGCUGUUGUGUCUGCAUGCAGUGUGUCGACGCAGCCUCCCCCCACCCCUGACACUCUGUGGUUUACUGCAGCUCAUUUAACCUGAGAGACACGAAACUUCUGUGACAUUUCUGAGAAAAGACAAGUGAGUUACAUGAAGGCAGGUCGAAUACAUGGACUCUCACACGCUAAAGGAUGAUCUUUCGAGACUUUCCACUAAACCUCAUGGAAACUUUGAAAUGCCGGCGUUCACUACAUCAAUAUGUCGUUGUGUUUAUGUUCCUCGUGACUCUCGGCACAGGAUCAACAUGCGAGGCUCCUUCCAGUCCUCAGUGCUUCAGAAGAAGCUCUGCUGAGAUCAUGUACGUGUGUGAAUGGACGAUGAAUACGACUGAGAGUGAUGUCUCAUAUGACCUUCACAUUGAAUACGAGGCACAAGGGAUACUAUCAGCCCUAUUAGGCUCUGUCCGCACGGAAGUUCAGCAUCGAGGCAUUAAGAAGACCACAUGUUCGAUGAUCGGGGAUACUCUUAUCAGAAAGCGUCCAGUUGAGAUUUGGGUGGCAGCUCACGUCGGGAACUCCAGCUGCACGUCACCCAGGAGGUCUGUGGAACUCCAGCACAUAGUAAAGCAUGACAUACCACAAAAUAUCACUAUGUCCUGGUUAAAAAACAACCUCAGCUUGAGCUGGUCAGCAGCGGAGGAGUAUCCAGCUUUAGCCGAGGUUCGGUUCCGACGUCAUGAGCACCCGACAGAUUCCUGGGAGACAAGAAUGACAAAUACCACACAUGAGACCUCUAAAUACUCGGUCAUUGUUGUGAAUCUGUUGAAGUUAACACCUUACCAGGUCCAGAUCAGACAGAGGUCCAGUCAGGUCCGGAAUCCCCUGUGGAGCGACUGGUCUCCAGUUGUGACGGUUCCUGCAGAGCUGGAACAAAUGCCUGAAGUCUCCAUGGCGACGAGACUUUUAAACGGCACCCGAAAGGUGACUCUAACGUGGAAGCCGAUGCCACAUGCAGCAGCAGUCACUGGAGUGAGGUACAAAGUGAUGGACACACAGUCAUCUCAAAGAUGUCCCUGUGCGGAAAAGGGACCCGCCAUCAAAUCGAGUGAACACCAAACUUAUGUCUCGUACUCUGCGGUCAACAUCUCUGUAAUCGCCAUGAACGCAGCAGGGUCUUCUCCUCCAGCAGUCAUACAAGUCCCGGCCCAACCUGCUGCAGAGUUAAAAACUUGUAAUGAAGCGUUGAUGAGCAAAAAGAUCAAAAAGAAAACUUGCCGCGAGUUUUAUGAGCUUCAAGACGGAGAUUCAAGGCCAGAAAAUAUUAUCACGGUAACAGCAGACAAGAGGAGGAAUAUGAAGUACGUUCAGGAAUUUGUCCGCUACCUUUACUAUGAGCACAGAUGUGAACGUGGGAAACCACGCACAGUUGAAAUGUGCCUCUUUUAUAAAAAACAGGGUGCUCCACGUAUAAAACCUCAGAACUUCACUCAUUCCAGUGAAACAGACAAUUCUGUCGACCUGUCAUGGAGAGCGAUCCCCCCUGCGGACCAGCGGGGUUUCCUCACACACUACAGCCUCUGCAGCGUGAAAAUUAGUUCACCGGAGGCGCGCAAAGAGUGCCUUAACAUAUCAGCCUCUGUGGUAAACUACCGUCUGGAAAACUUGACACCUGGAGCGCAAUACAACAUCAGCCUGGCCGGGGUGACACCAGCUGGAGAAGGACCGAAUGCCCAAACAACUGUCAGCACGCUGCCGGAGAAGCCUGUGAAUGUGCUGUGGAGUCUCAGCUUGCUGUUUGUGUUCUUUUUCCUCUCCACGACGUGCACCUGUAUCUUGAAGAGAAUCAAAAACAAGAUCUUCCCUCCUGUGCCAACACCUGUUAUUCCAAAUUUCACCCCUUAUCAAGAGGAGAGCCAGGAGAUGCCAGAGAGAAAGGAGGAGGUCCAUGAGCUGACGCUGCUCCAGCUGCAUCCAGAGGUAAAGUCUGUCCCCGAGGACGCAGAAGAGACCACCGUCCUCAGAGGAGACUGGGACGAUGACACUGAUGAGGACGUGGAGAGCGAGAGGGGGGAUUCAAGUCUGUCGGGAGGAACCAGUGAUGAGUGUUUAGGUCCCGGCUCUACAGACCAGGCACUGAGGAGAUCCAAAGAGGGGGAGGCGACAGAUCUGGAACAGCUGGAUAACGAGAUCGCCAUGCUGAUAUACAGGAACGGCUUGGUCUUUGACGUGAAGACAGAAUCGACUUGAAGUGGAUUUGACCGCUGCACAGCACAGAACUGCACUAACAAAUCAAGGGCUGACGUUAUUUGUCAAGCGGCAACCAUUGUGGCGGGAAAAGUGAAGCCAACAUGGAGGCGCGGAUGGCCACUCGAGGCUGGCUCCAGAAUCGACUCAAUACCCACAAGGCCACAUGUUGAACAACUUUACACCCAAUUUACUUGUUUCGGUGUCUUUGUUUACAGCCCGGUACAAAAACGAUUAUAGCUUCUACAGCUAAUUUUCCUGUUCAUGACAACAGUACCUUUAUACAACCCAGAGACUACCUCCUUGUUUCAUACAGUCUAUGGUUCUAAUAUUUUUUUUUUCUUUUUAAACAAUGUUUGCAUUUGCGGUGCUUGAUGAAAAGAAAAUCUGCGAAAUGAUCUUGCGUGUUGAAUUUUGCUGGUGACACUUUUACAUACGGUUGUGAAAGCAGGAGGGUUAAUCUCUCAGUCUUUGUCGAUGCAUGUUGUCAAUAAACUGUAUUAGCAUCCGU